CCCUGUUGACAUGGAGUUUGCUCACGCCCACCUGAAUCUCUGCGAUCUUUUCUGACAACAUAGUCUGCGCAACCUCCUAGACCGGCUAGUGAUGACGGGACGAUGACGGACGGUAACAAAGGAAUCGACAACAACAACAUCACCUCUUCUAUGACUCUCCUGUUGUAACUGGAUACGACAACGACAACGACCCUCGACAACGAUUAUCACUACAACGCUCUUUACAUCUGACGAAUCGGGAAACCCUCAACAAGCUGACUCGGAUUUCUCUUCAUCAAAUCGAAUCUAGCCAAGCUCUACGGAUCGACAGUUGACAACUCUCAGGAAACAUGGCCUACCUACCUCCCGCGACGACCUUUGCUCCUCGUGAAGAUUGGGACGAUGGGGACUUUGAGCUCCCCUCGGACCGACCCUUCCAUGCACCCUCCUCCCGACAGACGAGCUUUGCCUCGUCUUCUCAUACACCGCUCCAAAACAGCUCUCGACCUUCCUUUCCGGACGAUCCAUUUGAAGAGGAUGAUAUGGCGGGCUUCGACGAUAUCGAAGACCUAGAUGACGGGCAGGGCACGAUCAAGCUCAAGACCGGGCAUAUCCCUUCGGUCCCGGUGCCCAACGUCAAGGCGUCAUCAGCGGGUGGGAAGGCGGGGUUCAUCAGCUUGGACAGCAUGAAAGCGAUGCAAGCGUCUGGGCAGUUCGAGAAGCCGGGGAGGGAUACUAGGCAGGACAGAGGCUUCGAUAAUGCCUUCGAAGAAGACGACGGCUUCGGGGACGACUUUGACGAGCAGACAGAGACCUUGAAGAUGCCGGCUCGUGCGGCUGGUCUACCGUUACGGCUUGUCCGACCGGUGGGGGACAAGGAGACGGAUUGGGACGAGUUUGAUGCGAUGAUGGAUGAGGACGAGAGGGAGUCGACGUUGAAAGCGGGUUCUGCUACCCUCAAAGGGUUGAGAGAUAGGUUCGGGCCUGGCCAACCCUUUGCGGACAAGGGUAACCUGCAAAAGUCUUCGGAGCGGAAAGAACCCAAACCUCUAGAUGACGGCGAUCUCGAAGCAGACUUUGCACUACCUCUCACGUUAGAACACCUCAAACUCGCCAACAAGAAGGACUACCCUUCCUUGGGGCUGAGACACCGGUCGUCCCGUUCUUCCCUUGUCACCAACAGCUCGAGAUCCGAUUGGGAUCGGGACAUUGGUGAUCCGCACCGGUCGGCCUUUGCCAGCCCGAGCACGAGCUCGACAUCCAUUACGUCUGCAUCAAUGCCGGUCACAGAUCAAUCCGAAACCGACAUCCACUCGAGGUCGAUCAUGGUCGCUGAUGAGAUUGACGAUUUCGAAAACGACUUUGUGCUUCCCACGCCGAGCUUCUUCUCCUCCGGUCAGAGUCGCGAGUUGAACAAUUUGCUGGAUAGGAAGAGAAAGGCUCAUCCUCCGCCUUCAAUGCACGGUUCGGGUUCGAGUCAGGCUGGCAAGAAUCAUACCGUCCCAGACUCGGGUACAUUCAAGGCUUCCCGGUUGACUCGUGCCACCAUCUCGUCGGCUGCCAAGUCGCGCUAUGAUGUACACGAAGAAGCGUUCGAGGAUGGGCUGGUGCUCGAGGAAGAAGGUGCUGAGCUUAACCAAGGAAGGCUGAGCAGGCUGAGAAAGGCGAGGUUGCCUCCCGCAACUCCUUCCUCCAAGGGGGCCAACGGGACCCUGCGCAAGGAUUCCGGUGGGUCUAGAGGACGUUACGAUUCGGGUGACUUGUUCCGGGAGAGGAAGACUAGCGGCAAGGUCGAAUCGCCAGAGGCCAAGCUACGCAAGACGGAUUCGGGUCGAGUCAUGGUCGAUGCGGUCACGUCGUCUCCAGCUGUUGCAGGACCAUCCACUCCACACCGAUUACGCACGCAAAAGUCCCAUUCUAGGCUAAACGACCGGCCCACGGCGACGCCUGGGCCAGUGUUCGCUAAGAAACAGUCCCUUGCCAGUCUUCGCGAUGCUAUGGCUAGUCAGCAGGCCGACUCACCCAGCGUACCUUCAUACGUGGCACCGACUGCCUCUAGCGUCGCGCGACAGGCUGCAAAGAGCAGAGAAAGGUUCAGCGAGGCGGUAAAUCAACCGAUGCCACCCAUGCCGGCGAUGACAAGGAUCCCGUCUGAUCACGGUCAAUCCCAUCGACAAACGCAAACUGUUCCCGUCUCUGCGUCCAAGGGCAAGUCGAGACCUCCCCUCGGCUCGGCUUUCAAUCGACCUUCUUCCUCGGCUAGCAAUCCCUCCCACUCGUCACAAUCGCCUCUCCCUUCCAACAUGAACAAUAACCCUCACAUGACCAUCGCCCACGUGCUGAGAAGGCCAAAGACGACACGGACGUACGGCGAUGGGACCGAGCUCGACGUAUUCGAUGAUUUGGUGGUGGAUCGCUCCAAGGAGAGUUUCACGCCAUCUUCCAGAAGUGGGUCGGGUUCGAUGGCGAGUCAUGCAUCUUCUUCGUAUAUCAGCGGGCUGCCGAAUAGCGCCAACACGAAUGCCAGCGGGGGGUUAGGACUCGGUCGACCGUCAUACCAUGACUCCGGAUCAUUGAGGAUGAAACCUUCCACAUCUUCUUCAUCGCAUAUCUCUACCUCGACCGGAGAAAAGCGCAAGAAACCGCUCGCAUCUACCGCGACGAGUUCUUCCAUCGCAAGCUCGCUGGCUACCCCUGCGCGGAAAGAAAGGAAGAAGGCCGGACUCAUCCGACACCUGGGCAAGUUGGAGAAGAAACAAGUUGGGGAGAUGACCUGGAACCCGCAGACCUUGCGCUGGGAGGGUAAUUACGGCGUGCUGAGAGAGUUUGACAACCAGCUCGCCUCUUCCGUUCGACCGGCGUUGAUCGCCUAUCGAGCUCCUCAGCAUGGGAUGAAACCGGUAUCCCCCAUUCCUCAUGACAAGGAGAACAGCAAGGGCAACGGCUUUAUCGCUCACGGGCACGGUAAUGGGGCAGACGCGAGUGGUGGUCAUGCAGUUGGCAACACGUCGACCACGAGCAACGCGGUCAGGGUCGUCGGCAACAUGAUGUUUGAUCCGGAAAAGAUGUGUUGGAUGAGCACACUACCACAAGAGGAGGAAGAUCCGGAUCCUUUCGAAGGAUUGGCGGACGAUGAGGAUGACUUUUGGCAAGACCGGCGAGGGGGAGGGGGGACAAUCACCAAGGGCACGUUUACCGGGCUCGACCUCAGGGAACCUAGCGCUAGAGCGGGAAGCUUGGCCUACGGGAGGAGGUUUAUCAGCGAUGUCUCUACGGCUUACACGGCGACACCCUCUAGCGUCAUGUCACGGUCGCAGCAUUCAGACGUCUCGGACGACUUUGUCGACGAGGCCAAGGUGGACCUGAGACAGGGCAGGAACCUCCUCUCUGGCAAACUCGGACAUCCUUCGCCUGCCGAAUUGAACCACCUCCAUAACAAUAACAUCGGGGACCGGUCGAUAUCGCUAGCCAGCUCUCGACUACCCGGAGGUUCUUCGACCGACUACGACCUGAGCGGGUGGACCUGGGUCGAUGAAGACUUGUACAAAGAGACCCGGGCUGCCGAGCGGAGACACGCACAUGAGAUGAAGGGGUGGUACGGGGCUUCCGAGGCGGAGAGGAUGAGAGGCAGGGAUGUGGACAAGGAGAUGGACCGAGCGAGGAGAAGGGAGGAGAAGAGGUUGUGGGAGAUUCGACAUCUCGUCAUGGACGGGUAAAUUGCCGGGGUCACGGUGAAAAAAUCCAGAUGCCGCUUUUGCGAGCGACCAAAAAGCGGAGGAGAGCCUCGUACGAGGUUCCCCUUCGAUGACACUCUAUGACCCUGACCGUGUGCGGUGUAUCAGUAUGAUGAAACGAAUGACGACGACCCAGAAUAAUGAAUUGAUACCUCGACCUUGGGAGUAGUAAUGUGAU
Messenger RNA from Filobasidium floriforme, 3891 nucleotides. RefSeq lists its product as uncharacterized. Gene Ontology annotation, cellular component: SIN/MEN two-component GAP complex; mitotic spindle pole body. The transcript has 4 exons. NCBI's taxonomy places the organism in Eukaryota, Fungi, Basidiomycota, Tremellomycetes, Filobasidiales, Filobasidiaceae. Gene Ontology annotation, biological process: regulation of Ras protein signal transduction; mitotic spindle orientation checkpoint signaling. The coding region runs from base 330 to 3695 and encodes 1121 amino acids. The record is from RefSeq and is a predicted model, not a curated record. Gene Ontology annotation, molecular function: GTPase activator activity.